Molecule: messenger RNA, 1675 nt
Organism: Temnothorax curvispinosus
Lineage: Eukaryota; Metazoa; Arthropoda; Insecta; Hymenoptera; Formicidae
Exons: 4
Coding region: 298-1017 (239 amino acids)
Source: RefSeq, a predicted model, not a curated record
AGUUUCCACAAAAAAAUUCGUCCAGAAAUAUUUUUAUAUUUUUAACAAGAUUUUUUGUACUUUUAACAAAGUUAUAAAUAAAAAUAUGGGCUGGUCUCUGAGAAAUACGACACGUAGUCAGCAUGUAGAGAAUUAAACUUUAAUUUAAAAUUUAAUAAAACAAAGUGCGAUUUACAGAAAUUAUAAAAUGACAGAAUUUUGCUAUUAAUAGAUUGAUUAAUGUGAUAAAAUAAUACGUUAUUUAAUCUUGAAUCAUCGAGCUUGGAUUUUAUUUCUAAAGAUGAAUAAAUAUUUGGAAUGGUUCCAUCUAUUUUUAAAAAAUGUUUAAAGGUAUCAUCUACCGAGUUAACUGAAGUGUCUUCGAAGCGAUUAAGGUCUCUCGUGAUUGAUCCGCUCGAAGAUCAAUGGGGAUUCUGUGGAUAUAUCGCGGACGCCGGUGACGAAACGAUCGUCGUUUAUAGCUCGGGAUUGCGCAAGUGGUGGAAAUUGAGAAUGUUACACGGACCCGAAAUUCCUCGCGUGGAAUCCAUCGACCUCGCUGUUUCUCGGAGGAGUUCGACCUUAUACAUGACGGGGCAUGAUACGCACGAUCUGUUUAGCAUUGAUCUGGAAAUGAUUAGGACGGAUGGCGUUUUACAAAUAACACCUUCACGCGUGCGUGCCAAGUCAAAUUAUUUUUCGGGAGUACAAAAUGUAACGGUGACCUGGCUUGGGAAGAAAUUAGGCUCUUCCGUGGGCCUGUUGAGCGAUUUAAAAGACGGCCUGCACUAUUUUAUGACUUCGGAGAGAGCCAGCGUGCGAUGGGACACUAAGCUUCCUUUGAACGCGCAGUGUCAUUCGGUUCUGGUACAAAACGAUGACGUCCCGUGCAUAACCGAUUACAUAAUGGAUGCGCGAAGAAACGUUUGGGGCUUAGUGAAUUCGAAAUGUCCCGGCGCAAUAAAGAAAAAUAUUUCAAGUAAUUCGAUCCUUAAAUUCAGAACAAUUAAAAUUCAAAAGUACUCCUAUACAUUGUAGUGCAAUGUUCGUUUUUUCAAUUUUAAUAAAACAUCUAAUGGAAAGUUUUUUAUAGAAUUACGGCGGUUGUCUUAAUUCUUCGAUCUUUGCCCUUAUUUUUACUGUUAAUUACUUGAAGAAAGUAACAGAUAGAACGUCGGUAUUUUCGAAAUGAGGAAUAACUCUAACUAAAAGGAAAAAAAAAACUUAAAAUAGUUUAAGACGUCUUUACCAUAAAUGAAACUAGUUUUAUCCCUAUUUAUACAUGGGUUACAUAAGUUGGCACGUGUGGCUCCGUAUAUAUACGUUUACAUAAGCUGGCGUUUAUUAGCCGUUUCGAUAUGACUUACAUAACAACACACAAUUACAGGUAUUAUAUAUAAUUAAUUAAUUAAUCACUUUUUUCGAUCGUUGAGCAGGUGAAUAAUUGCAAGGUUCAAAAAAUUUGCCUUGAGAACUGACAGUUAUAUGCCGGAAUCGAUUUGAACAUCGACAAGUAACUUUUACACUGGUCAACUCGUCCAAAUACGCUAUCUUAGAGCGCGAUAACAUGCGAAUCCUUUGUCAUAGUUACGUUAUUAUGGAAGAAAAAAAUAUUGUACAUUAAUUAUCUAAUUAUCUAUGCAACUGAAAGAAAUGUUCCAGCGCGUUACAUUAAUUGAUAUAUAAUAUUCGUAGA